GAGGGGCUAAGGCAGAGGGGAGGGGCUAAGGCAGAGGGAGGUGUGUAUGUCAUGUGUUCAGUCGUACCAGUCUCAGAAGAGGAGAGGGGAGAGUGCUUCCUGGAUUGGUCUGCUGUCGUCUGGGCUGUCAGGAUGGUGUUCUUCAAUACGGCGGGAGAAAACUCUGUCAUUCUGCUGGUACUACUGUGUGUAGGAGCUUCAAAACAGCAGCAGGUGGCGUCUCGGUGUGACUACCCCCUAACCCAGUUCUUCCAUGGCCCCUGCAUCUCCUGUGCUGCCGCCCCCUCCGCCCGCUGCCCCCCCGGCCAAACCCUCUCCAACCCUCUCUCACCCGGAACUCCCAUACCAUUCUCCUGCAGGUACGUGGUGAAGCUUGGCAGAACAGAGUUGGAGCUAAGGGGGUGUAGACGCAUCUGCCAAAAGUCUGUCGUCCAACAACAGUGUUGCCCUGGACACUGGGGUCCUCUCUGUCUACCAUGUCCCAGCUGGUCAGGGAAGAAGUGUAACUUCCGUGGAGCAUGUCUGGAUGGAGGGAAGGGCAACGGAACUUGUCUGUGUGAUGAAGGAUUUUCUGGUUUUGCCUGUCAUGAAUGUCAGAGUCCACUGGCUUAUGGACCCAACUGUGAUAGAGUGUGUGAUUGUGUGAAUGGAGUGUGCAGUAAGGGUCCGGAUGGUACCGGAGAGUGUCUCUGUCAGCCUCCCUACAGUGGCCCUCGCUGUAACCAAGUCAGUGACCAAUGCAGAAACUGCAGUUCCUUCUCGUACUGUGGGGGCGCUGGACAGCAGGCCGGCUGCGUCUGUCUGCCCGGACACAGGAAGAGCGCCACUCUCAACACCUGCAUGAGUUCGUGCUCGGCCAGGGACUGCCACCCCGACGCGGACUGCUCCACGGUGGGCUCCAAGGUGCAGUGUGUCUGUAAGGCGGGUUACCAUGGCGACGGGAAGAUCUGCCUACCCAUCAACCCUUGCUCCGUCAACAACGGUGACUGCCCUCCGAACUCGACCGUCUGUGUGUUCAAAGGCCCGAACAAGUCCAGCUGUGAGUGCAUGCUGGGCAUGGCCCCGUUAGGCUCCUCCUCCCCCAAGGCGGGCUGCGUCCUGGCAUCUGCCUGCUCAUUGGACACCUGUGACAGCACCGCCUUCUGUGUGACCGAGCGCGACGGCAUUCCAAGUUGUGAGUGCGCUGCCGGUCGGAUCGGAGACGGAUGGCGUUGCUAUGGUAACCUGAUGGAGCGGGUCCUGGAGCUGGACCAGAAAGGAGAUCAGAGAGGGAAGCUCUCUGGAACCAUCAUCCUGUUUGAGGGAGGCUGCCAGCUGGCCCUGAGCCAGGAGGGGCCCUUCACAGCCUUCAUCCCCCUGAUGGACAAGCCCCCGUCUGAGGAGGUGCAGAAGGAGUUUUGUGGGAAACAUCUGAUGCUGGGCCAGCACCUCCUGAAGAAUCUGGAGGGUCAACGAGACGUGAACUUCUUCGGAGGAGAAAAAGUCAGGUUCAAAGGAAACAAGCGUUUCAUACUGACUGAGGAUCCACUCAGAGUUUAUACUGUAGUCCAAGCCAACCUGCCAGCAGCCAAUGGGAUCAUCCAUAUCAUCGAUCGGCCAAUCGGCAGCCCCGUUCCUGGUUCUCCUCACGACCAGAUGUUUUCGGACCAGACCAUUGGAGAGAUUCUGAGGCUCGACCAAAAGUUCAACCGCUUCCUGUCUCUGCUGGAUAACUGCGGGGCCACUCUGCCGUUGUCGGGGCCGGGUCCUCUGACGGUCUUCAUUCCGACCAAUCAGGCAGUGGAUAAUGCGCGAGACGGCAGCCUCAUGUACAUGAUCACUAAUGCCAAACAUAAACUCCAAGAGCUACUGAAGUACCACAUGUAUUCACAUGCAGCGCUGAGUACAGGUGAGUUGGCCAGCCUACCCCAGAUAGAGACGCUGGCCAAUCAGAUCAUCACAAUCACCGUGGGAAAUGACGGUAAAGUCCUACUGGGGGAGAAGUCUGUGCCACUGGUAACCACCAACAUCGUAGCGUCCAAUGGGAUAGUGCAUAUGAUAGAGGGCCUUUUAGUCCCGCCCUCCAUCCUGCCCAUCAUGCCACACCGCUGUGAUGUCAUCAGCAGCAGGAUCAGCAUGGGUCCAUGUAUUCACUGUAAUGCCCUCCAUGCGUCCCGCUGUCCUGACGGAAGCACAGAACUGACCUCUCACCAGACAGGGUGCAACUACCGUUGGAUAUCUGUCACACUCAGUGACGGCUGUGCUAAGUUCUGCAACUCCAGCACACAGGUAGCAGGGUGCUGUCCAGGGUUCUAUGGUCCAGACUGCAGACCCUGCAUCGGAGGCUUCCAGACUCCGUGCUACGGCCGCGGCCGGUGCUCUGAUGGUAUCCACGGCAACGGAGCAUGCAGCUGUCAAUCGGCGUUCACGGGCGUGGCCUGUCACAUCUGCUCAGACCCAAACAAACAUGGAGACAACUGUGACCAAGACUGUUUGUGCGUGCACGGUGUGUGUGAUAACCGGGCCGACUCUGGGGGGGCUUGUCGCCCCGGGUGCUCGGAGGGCUUCGCCGGCUCGCUGUGCGACCGGACCGUCGGCUUGUGUCGCGCUGACGGCCUCCACAGACACUGCCACAUGAACGCCUACUGCCUGCAGUCUGGAGUCGGCCCCACGUGUGUGUGUAAGGAGGGCUUUGAGGGCGAUGGGCUCUCCUGCUCUCUGGUUAACCCUUGCCUGAGGAACAGAGGAGGCUGUGAUGCUAACGCCCACUGUGUGUUUGCGUCCACGCCGAAUGUGUCCUGCGUGUGUAACGUGGGCUGGUCCGGUGAUGGUUUGGUGUGUGUGGAGAUCAAUAACUGUGACCUGGCCAGCAGGGGGGGCUGUAGCCCUGACGCCGACUGCAUGUACAUCGGACCAGAGCAGAGUGAGUGCAAGUGUAAAAGUGGUUUCCAGGGAGACGGGGACACAUGUGAGCGCAUAGAUCCCUGUCGUAAAAACAACGGUGGCUGUCACAAAACGGCCAAGUGUUCUCUGAGUGAGGACCAGGUGAACUGUACCUGCCCGCCGGAACUCCAAGGAGACGGACUGGCCUGCUAUGGCUCCCUACUCGAGGAACUGGACUCUAACUGGUAUCUGAAUGGAUUUAAUCGUUGGCUCCAGAGGGAUAAGACCUCUAUAGACUACCUGUCCCGGAACGUGACGGUGUUGGCUCCGUCCAGAGACUUCUGGAAAAACUUCUCUUCCACCCAGGAAGCCUUCUGGUUCAACCGGCACCGAAUCACACACUUCCUACAAGCUCAGAUGAUUCCAGGGCUCUGGACUGUGGAGGACCUGAAGGGUCUGGAGGGCCACAGCGUCCCCACCCUCGGCGCCCCCACCUCCUGGAUCAUCAGCAGCAGCAACGGGACGCUCCUUGUGGGGAAUGCCUCUAUCCAUACAGCAAACCUUCCCUCAACCAACGGAUACAUUCACAUCAUCAACGGGCUCUUGGCUCCGCCUCUCUCUGACCUCUCCCCUUACCCCCCGACCCUGAUGGGAUUCUUAAACUCCUCGUCGAACUUCACAUUGUUCAGAUACUACGUCCUGCUCUACAAACUGGAGGAGGGCAAGAACGACUUCACCCUCCUGCUGCCAACCGACGACGCAGUCAGACGACACCUGAGCUCCACCAACUCCACCCUCCUGGACCCCUCAGUCUUUAGGUACCACUUCCUCAAUGAGAUUUUGCUUCCUGCCGACCUGAGAGAUGGACUGGUGAAAGAGACUCUGCUGGGCGAGGACUACUCGCUGCAGUUCCACCUUAAAAACAACCAGACAUUGGUGAAUGAUGCUGUGAUUGACAGUGGUUAUGUGGAUACCAAGUUCGGUGUAGUCAUGUUCCUCAAUCAGGUCCUCAAAGUUCAGCAGAACCGCUGCAGCCGAAGUGUCAACUUGAGGAGCAAAGGGAGGUGUUCUAGUUGUGAAGGACCUCCCAGAUGUUUCUUCAGCUACAAACCAACCAUGACUAAGUUUCCAGACGGCAUGGUGCCCGACUGCUUCUACAGGAAGAGGGUUGGCCCCCGCAGGAGGAACACCCCCGGCUGCAAGGCCACGUGCUUCAAGGUCCAAAAGGACCACGCCUGUUGCCCUGGUUACUACGGCCACGAGUGUUACCGGUGUCCGGGGGAGGCGGGCGACGGGUGCUCGGGCCACGGGCGGUGUCAGGACGGCCUCUUCGGCGACGGGGAGUGCCGCUGUCACGAGGGUUUCCACGGCACCGCGUGUGAGGACUGCGAGCCGGGCCGCUACGGAACCAACUGCUCGUCCAAAUGUGUGUGUGACCAUGGGAAGUGUGAGGACGGUCUAGCAGGAAGUGGGAGGUGUUUGUGUUUUAAAGGCUGGAGAGGAACUUCCUGUUCUGUCGAAAUCAAAGACGAUGUCUGUGGAGGCCUUUGUGAUGAGAACGCAAACUGUAUCGCUGGCCCGCGCGGCUCCAGUCCUACGUGCGUCUGUGCUGCAGGAUACCACGGAAACGGGACCUCCUGUAAAGAGCUGGACCUCUGUGGGUGGGCGAACGGAGGCUGUUCCAGGUUCGCCGUGUGCGCCCGGGCGUCCCCGACGCAGAGGACCUGCAACUGCAAGGACGGCUACUUCGGGGACGGAGUGGUCUGUCUAGAGGCUGACGGCUGCCUGUUCAACAAUGGCGGCUGUGACCGAACCGCAGAAUGUACCAGAACCGGGCCCAAUACUACGGCGUGCUCAUGCCUGCCUGGGUCCUACUUGUUGGGCCGCAGAUGUUCCAAGGUGAAGGAGUGCUGGAGGGGCAAGUGUGUGUGUUCUCCAUCAGCGAUCCGCAUGGGAGCCUGCAAGGGAAGCACCCUAGAGGAGCUCAAAUAUAAUCCAAAGAACGCCUUCUUCCGCCAAAUGAUGAAUACGUAUUAUCCAUUAUCUGCGACGUUCAAGGGUCCAAUCACAGUGUUUGUCCCAGACAUCGCGACCAAUCAGGACUUCCCUCUGUCAGAGUGGCAGUCUCAGGGUCGGACCCAACACCUGAGUCAGGCCCACGUUGUGUCCUGUGAGGUCCUCAGUUUCAGCGACCUGACAACCACCAAGCAGGCCGUCUCACUCUCAGGACUCACCCUGGACUUCACCCAGCGACAGGGUGAUCUGUACGUCAACAAUAGGUCCAGGAUUAUAGGAAGUGAUGUCACUGCUGACGGCAUAAUCCAUUAUGUGGAUCAAGUCCUUACUCCAUAUUCUCUAGAGAAUAAAAGCACACUGGACCAAAAAAUGAACUUUUCGACAGCAGUAAAAGCGUACGGCUACAGCCGCUUCAGCGACCUGUUCAAGGACUCCGGGUUGCUCCCGGUGCUCAGUAUGACCCGCCUCCAGCCCUUCCGGAUGCUGUGGCCAACAGACGAGGCCCUGCAGCGCCUCCCGGAGGCCAGGAGGACCUGGCUCAGUGCCCCACAACACAAACAGCAGCUAAAGGACAUCCUGGAAGCCCACAUCCUGAGGUCCUCCAUGAUUCAGCUUGUCACUGAGGCCCGGUCUAUGCAUGGAUCCAAGAUCAGCUUCACCUGCAACAAGGACCUGGCGGGGGAUCUGACCGUUAACGGGGCGAGGGUGGUGGAACGCUUCAUGGUCAUCAAAGAGGGCGUGGCCUUCGGAAUCGACCAAUUACUGGAGCCACCUGGCCUUGGAGCGCACUGCGACGGACUGGAGAACGAAACGAUCACAAGCCGCUGCGGAUUCUGCUCUGCAAUCCCAAGCUGUCCGUACCAAUCAAAAGACACAGGCGAAAGCAAGACAUGUACUUCGCCCUUGAGACACAAGUAUAGGUCAAUGCCGAUGAGCCAUUCCUUCAGGCGCGGGGGACUGGAUCCCUUCCCCUUCAUCUUGUGCAUGAGGAUCUGCAGGAGGGAGGUCUGGAAGGCCAAGUGCUGCCCGGGACACUUUGGAAGCGAUUGCCAAGUGUGUCCAGGUGGGCUGACCGCUCCCUGCGGUAACCACGGUGAAUGUCGGGACGGCAUAUACGGGCGGGGCACGUGCACCUGCAGCAAGGGAUUCAGGGGGAGCGCCUGUGAGCUGUGUGAGCCUGGUCACCACGGCAACAACUGCACAGAGUGUCAGUGUGUCCAUGGCAGCUGUGACGACGAGAUCGAUGGAUCUGGAGAGUGUUCUUGUGAGACCGGCUGGUACGGGAAACUCUGCAAAGAGAAACUAGACCAGCUCCCAGAGGAGUGCGCCCACUGCCACGAGGAGGCCGCCUGUGUUCCUGGCAGCGGCUGUCAGUGUAGGAAUCACUUUGAGGGCAACGGGACCCACUGCAGCCCAAUGCCAGUUCCAGACCUGUGUACAGAGUAUAACGGCGGCUGUCACCAGCACGCCGACUGUAACCAGACCAGUUGGCAGACCAACUGCUCCUGCCAGGCCGGUUACCAGGGAGACGGGUACUCCUGUGAGCCCAUCAACAGGUGUAUAGAGGAGCUCAAUGGAGGAUGCAGCGACUUUUCCGACUGCAAAUUUACUGGACCGGGCCAGCGUCAGUGUGAGUGUAAGCUGGGGUACGUGGGUAAUGGAGUCCAGUGUCUGGAGAGGGUGGUGCCCCCGGUGGACCGCUGCCUGGAGGAGAACGGGGGCUGCCAUGCCCAGGCCUCCUGCAAGGACCUGCAUUACCACGCCCGUACAGCAGGGGUCUUCUACCUCCCCUCCCCCCAGGGGAUCCGGUACCAGAUGAACCUGACGGGGGCUCAGAACGGCUGCAGUCAGCAGGGCGCUACGCUAGCUAGCUUCAAGCAGCUAGCAGACGCACAGCAGCUGGGGAUGCACCUCUGUAUAGCAGGGUGGCUGGAGGGGGGUAAGGUGGGUUACCCAACCACUGUGGCCUCCCCCCGCUGUGGCGACGGCCAUGUUGGUGUGGUGCUGUACAAGGAGCCCGUCCCACCCUCCAGCAAAUACGACGCCUACUGCUACAGAGAGACAGAUGUGUCAUGUGUGUGUAACAGUGGUUAUGUGGGAGAUGGAGGAUUCUGUAACGGCGCUGUUAUCAACGUCCUGGCAAUGAACAAAGACUUCAGCCGAUUCUACAAGUUCAUCCUGGAUUACAGCGGGUUGUCGGUGAAAGGAAGAGAGCUGCUUGACUUCCUGUCCAGCGCAGGAUCUGAUGUCAUGCUCUUUGUUCCUCACAACGACGGCUUCCUGACCAAUCAGACUCUGUCAGGUAGAGACCUGGAGUAUCAUGUCUCAGCCAAUCACAGCAGGCGUCUCUACCAGGACCUCCAACACCAGGAAGAGGUCCGCACCUGGCUGGGAGCCAAUCUGAUCGUUACCCACGGCAACAACCAGAGUGAUAAACUGGUGAACCAGCAGCUGUUGCUGGACUGGGACGUUCCCGCCACCAACGGGAUCAUCCACGUGAUUCAGGCCCCGCUCCGAGCCCCGCCCCCACAGGCCAUGGCCACUUCAUCUCAAAGCCCUGCCCCCUCCAGCGGUGUGUCGGCCAUCUUGGUAGCUCUUCUGUUGUGUGGCCUGGGGAUGGGAGCGGUGGGCUACUUCCUGUGGAGACGCCAGAAGACUCCCUUCAACUUCCAAUACUUCAAAAACGAGACUGAGGCCGUCCCGGCGGCCAUGAUGUCCAUUGACAACCCUCUGUACAGCGAAAACAUUGACUCAGGACAGCCCUCCGACCUUGUGGAUUCUUCAUACUGGGGGGACAUGAAGCAGUAGAACCAGUUGAAACCAGAAGAAACCAGAAGUAACCAGAAGUGGCCGAGCAGAAGUUCUCCCGAGAGGAAACAGCGUCUGGUUUCACAUUCAGAGGAAACGUGAACGACACAAUAACGUAGGGUACAUAAAAACCCGCUCACUCGUUGUCCAUGGAUGGUGAUAUCUGUAUUGGCUACAGCUUGUUCUCGUGGCUGAUUUUACCCAGAAUGCAAAGCUGACAUAAUUUUCCACCAUAAAGUAUUUUUAAAUAAAAUGUGUACAUUUGAAUGUGAAGAUCUAUUUUUAACCAAUAAAUCAUCUUGUUAUCGUA
Molecule: messenger RNA, 7996 nt
Organism: Gadus morhua (Atlantic cod)
Lineage: Eukaryota; Metazoa; Chordata; Actinopteri; Gadiformes; Gadidae
Gene: stab1
Product: stabilin 1
Exons: 71
Coding region: 52-7686 (2544 amino acids)
Biological process (GO): cell adhesion
Molecular function (GO): hyaluronic acid binding
Source: RefSeq, a predicted model, not a curated record